This is a messenger RNA of Drosophila bipectinata, 2520 nucleotides long. It is a transcript of the gene wda, whose product is annotated as will decrease acetylation. NCBI's taxonomy places the organism in Eukaryota, Metazoa, Arthropoda, Insecta, Diptera, Drosophilidae. Gene Ontology annotation, molecular function: protein binding; RNA polymerase II general transcription initiation factor activity. The record is from RefSeq and is a predicted model, not a curated record.
AUUCCCUGCCGGACUGGUCACACUGCGCGAAAUUUUCAACAGCCGGCGCUGCCCAGCACUGAAAUUGGACGCAUAGCUGGACGGGAUCAGGAUACGGAGACGGAGAAGGAUUCGGAUGCAACCAUGAGCUUGCCCAGCGCCAGCAGCAGCAGUAGCCAUGCACACGCCCUAGCAGCGUCGCCCGUUUACAGCAAUAACACCAGCAGUAAGUCGAGUGCAGGCAACAAGACCUCGAAGACAUCGUCAAAAAACGAUUUGUUACGCUGCGCCGUAGGCCUGCUGUUAAAACAGAAAAAUUACGUGAGCCACGAACGUUUUCGCCGCUCCGACUUUCUUCUGCUACAAAACAAACAACAGUUUGCCGUCGACAAAAUGUUGGAUUCGGAUUUGCAUGGAGGCAAUAGCUUCACGUAUUCCAACGUUCAGGUCAUUACCAACAACCAGCACACGGUGGACCAGCAGUUCGGACGCUUUUCCGCGUUUGUUGAGUCCCAAACAGAGUCACUCCGUUCGGAGAUGAAGCGUUUCUAUGGACCUAUGUUGUGUCACUUUUAUCUGGACCUACUGAAGGCUCGUGAACCACGGGGAGCUGUGGAUCUGCUUCGCAAGUAUGCUCAUCUAGUGGCACCUGUGGAUUUAUACGACGCAACCCCACCCACCAAAAUCAAUGGCUGCUCGACAGCGGCCACUGAGAAUACCCUACACAUACGAUUUGCGCGGGAAGCUCAGGACACCGGCGACACAGAGUUGGACUACUUUAUGCGCCUGGUACAGAUCCUGAGUGGCUGCACUAGGCUGGAAACGGCCGAGGCCGAUGACACGGUGGCUCAUUUCCGGUCAUCCAAGUACGAGCUGCAUACCUCGGCUCAGGUGGUAGAUAGGAUUUGUUCGUAUCUCCAGCGGCGGGGCCAUGUCUUGAUCAUGAACCUGCUAUACACCUGGCUGCAUGUUCAUAUCGUUGAGAACGAGCAGCGUACCUUUACCGAGGAUCACUUGCUGGGCCUAACGGACGAACUGGAUGGCGAAGAAGCCGAAGAGGAAGUCGUGCAUGUGGCUCCCCCGCUAAUAGUGCACUCCCGGGUGCAGGAUCACAAAUCCAGUAAGUCCAGUAGUGAAAAGUCCAACCGAAAGCGACCCGCUGAGGAGUCGGUCGUAAAACUGGAAUCUGAAAUCAAGCAAGAGGUGAACCCGGAUGAACCUCCUACGACUAGCAAAUCCCAGCUUAAUGUAGAAGCCUGCCUGGAAAACCUCAAAUCUGCAACCACACACAUACUCAAAGCUCAAGUGGAGCUUCCACGAUUUCUCAGAAUAUGUGAACGUACCCGGGGCCUGUCCGCGGCGCAUUUGGACGCCGGCGAAUGCCACAUGGUGGCUGGUUUUAAUAACUCCGCUGUACAGGUGUGGCAACUGAAUCAGCAAAGCUGUCGGGGAAAGAGUCUCUACAGACGCUACCCCGAAAGGCAGUGCCCCUGGGAAUUGAAUAACUGCACAGAUACGGAAACGGAAGAGGAGGACGACGAGGAACAGGACACAAAGUGCUCUGAGGAGGAGCGAAAGGAACGAAACAGAGCGAGACAUUGCAAGUAUAACGACAACUCCUACAACGAAUAUGGAGGCCUGCAACUCCGUGGACACACGAGAGGUGUCACCGAUGUGCGCUUCUCGGCCCACUACCCCCUUAUGUACAGUGUAUCCAAAGACGCUACCAUGCGGUGCUGGCGGGCGCAUAACCUUCAGUGCGCCGCCAUCUACAGAAGUCACAACUACCCGAUCUGGUGCCUGGAUGAGAGUCCCACAGGUCAGUAUGUGGUAACUGGAUCCAAGGAUUUAAGUGCCCGCCUAUGGUCGCUGGAGAGAGAACAUGCGCUCAUAAUCUACGCAGGACACACGCAGGACGUGGAGUGCGUUUCCUUUCAUCCUAAUGGCAACUAUAUAGCCACCGGAUCGGCAGAUCAUUCAGUGAGGCUGUGGUGUGCCACCAGCGGAAAACUUAUGCGCGUUUUUGCGGAUUGCCGGCAAUCAGUCACUAAGCUGGCCUUCAGCCCGGAUGGCAAAAUGCUGGCCGCCGCUGGCGAGGAGACAAAGGUGCGCAUCUUCGACCUGGCCGCGGGAGCGCAGCUGGCUGAGCUCAAAGACCACACAGCCAGCGUUAGUUCCCUCACGUGGAGUGCGCACAACCAGCACCUGGCCACGGCCUGCAGUGAUGGCAGUCUGCGGUUGUGGGACAUUAAGAAGCUCUCUCCAAUGGGGGAAAGCAACAGCGCUGGGAGCUCCUCCUCGUCAUCAUCAACUACAACGAAUCGUGUGCUAACUCUCAAUAGUUCCUGCCAGCGUCUGGUGAAUGUGUUCUACGGGCGCAGCAAGACGCUCUACUGCAUCGGCACCUGAAUCGUUUUGGAAUUAAACUGAAAACCCGAAACUGCUACCGAAGAAGCAGACUGCAUGAAGAUGGUUUAUGUUUGAAAAUAAUUUAUUUGUAAUAAGUCUGUAAAAUAUUACUGUUACAAUCGUGUGAAACAA